GUCACACUGAAAAGUCAAAGUCAUUUCCUCACUUCACUAAAUCAUGGCAGUUAUGGUUUCAGGUGUCUGGUCAAGUCUUGUGGUAGUUUUGUGUGGCAUCCUGCUCCCAGCAGUAUUUGCUGAAUACUGCAGCAGCUUUACGGGCGCAAAUGGCUACUACCAUGAAAAGCAACAGUGUCACAAUCAGUACUGCUGUGGAACCUGCAGCCAAAUGUACUGCUGCAAUGACAGGAGUUAUCGUAUAACCCAAGAUGAACAAUAUUACUGUGCUGGAAGCACUUCCAACAACUACAACGGUAAAACCGACAAGAGAAGCAAACUUGCUACACUUCUGGGAAGCAUCUUGGGGUCUGUUUUACCUGUCCUCCUUUGUGUGGGUCUCGUCAUCUGCUGUGUGGCUCCUUGCUGUUUGUUCUACAAGAAGUGUCGAAAGGGAAACAACCGAAGACAACCAAAUGCCACUGUAAUUCACACACCGCAGCAGCCAAACUCCCCCUCCAGACAACCAGGAUACCAGCCUGUACCUGUUCAGCCUGGAUUUGGAGGCAUGCCCAACCCCAAUGCACCACCUCCCUACUACGGAGGCAAUCCAGCUCCCCCGUCAGCUGCAUUCUCUCCAGGUCAGCCGAUGUACCCUCUCCAGCCCAAUAUACCACCAGUAUAUCCAGGUGUAAUCACACAGCCAGCCUACAACCCCUCUUACAACGCAAACCACUAAACUGGAGAAAACACUGGUCCAUGACGCUAUAUUCAAACUCUGGUUGAAACACUAUUGGUAGAGGAAUGUGAAAUGUCGGAAUACUGCGUUGACACAGAGGAAACCCCUGCAGGAAUUACUGUACAUAUAUCUUUGGGAAUCAAUGUUUCUAAGGUAUUUUUUCUGUAAUUUCCAUUACUGGAACUCAUUUUUUGCAAAUUCUCUAAAUUUAAAAAACCAGUAUCUUCCUUUUUCAUGACCAUGUUUUUUUUAGCAUUAAUUACACUUUCGAUGGUAGUGUUAAAAGUUUAAAAUAGCCAAGUGUAAUUACAAAAACAUAUGUUUAAGUCCUGUGAAAAAAAUUUAAAAAAGGGGGAAAAGAAACAUUUUGAACACCUUUGCAUGGACACAACAUUUCUGAAUCUUUAACACUUCAGAAUAAAUCAUAUUCUCUGAACAGAUAGUACUCAAAUUGCUGACUCUGUCUUGGCUUUUCAUGAACACUAGGGCCUGUAUUCAUAAUUAUUCUGAAAAUCCUUUCAGAGACCUCCUAAAUCCUAACAAGGAUUUUUAGCGUAGGAUUGAUUUAGGAACAUUUUCAGAGCAACUCUGAGCGAGGAAAUGACAGAAACCUUUAUCUUAGUGAGGAGGGGUGGUUGACCCCGUUGCUAGGAAGACACAUUUUUUUAAGAAGCUGUGAUUGGAAAAAUAAAUUGAGAAUAAUGUGCUCUCUGUGAUAUUGGGCAUAUAAGUACAGUGUGAAAUCGAUCAGGCCCAAUCAUAGAUUCUAGUCAGACAUGGUGUAAUUAUUAACACUAUGAAAUUAACAUUUGUGUGACAAAGUGUAAGACGUUCUUUAAAAGUGUAUAGCCUGCAAGAUGUUUGAAAUCACAUGCCCACUUGUGCAAAAGCCUCUUCACUGCCUCAAGCUGAUCAUUACAUCAGCAUGUGAAGAGGCUUAAAUGCACCUGUGGAGGUAAAGACAUGCAGAGAAACUCAACACGCAUGUCUCAGUUUGUACUGAAAAAAAUCAGAGAUGGAUUGAAAUGUCUGAAUAAAUAAUUGUUCUCUGUUCAGCCCAAUUAUGAUUUGAAUAAUAUUCUUAAUGCAGUGUUUGAAGAACAUUUCUACAUUUUCUCCUCCGCUUGAAAAGCUCUUGUUAAUAGUCCUUCUCACUACUACUAACAGUUUUACACCUUAGGAGCUCUCUUAUGCUUUGUGAAUAACUUUCAUCUAAGGAUCUAGUCUUAACUUUAAGGGGAAGUUUUUGGAAACUGUCACCACUUGACCUAACGCUGCUUUCUUUUUUAAUAGACUCCAGCUGCCACUAGAGGUCGCCUCUGCCCAACUUUUCAUUUGCUCCGUUAUCAAGUCAUUUUCAUUUAUAUAUUUGAAUGAUUUAACCACGCCUAAAAUAUUGUGUUAUAUUAUAAUUACCUACUUGAUACUUGCUUAAAUUACAGGGAUUAUUUUGUUAAAGACUUUAGUAGUCUUCAGUAGAGCACUAUAAACUUGAAUCACUACGUUCCCACAAAAAGCAGUUUGCAUGAAGCUUUUUUGGGGUUCGGCAUCUUGCACAUUGAGGCCUCCUAUAGGCUAUACGUCUGACAGGUACAUCAUGUAGAAUGGGGCAUUCUCUGUUGCAUUUAAAAACAUUUAAGUCCAUAUUUCAUCAAACACAACUGGAUUAUUUGCAUAGAUACUAAAUACUGUGUUCCCGUAUUCACAAACAUUCUGGGUAUCCUCGCAGAGAGCUCCAAACUUAGCUUAAAAAAUCCUUGCAAAGAAUUUUAAGCUUAAGAGUGAUUUAGGAAUAUUCUCAGAGUAACUCUGAUCGAGCAAGAGACACUUAGGAGCUCUCUUAAGGGCUAAGACACUGUGUGAAUUACUUUCAUCUUUACAAGGAUCUAGCCUUAACUUUGAGGGGAAAUUCUUAGAAAAUGUCAUGAUUCUAAGAAUUUUCUCAGAAUUUUUUCACUAGGAGCAACUCUUAGUACUUAGGAGGCUUUGUGAAUACAGCUCCACAGCCCCAAGUAGCCUACAUAAUCAUCAGACAGUUCUUUUGGAUUACUUUUCAUCAUGUGUUUGUUGUUAAGGAAACAGAUAAAGUUAGCGUUAAAUUAAUUUCUGUUAAAAUGAUUAUGUGGUAUUUCUUUUUCUUUUUCUUUUUCUUGCUUGAUUUUACAGUAUGAGAACUGUUUUUGCACUUAGUUUUCUAUGAACUAAAAAUGUCUUGCUUUUACUAUAUAUCCGCAUUGUUUGCAGACUUUUUAACAUUUCACAUUUUAUGGUUUGAACAUGUGAGUGUAUUCUUUUUGAAAUAUUCACAAUCUUAUCUGUAUUAAAGGGAAAACUGUU
Messenger RNA from Labrus mixtus (cuckoo wrasse), 3055 nucleotides. RefSeq names its product protein shisa-4-like. Lineage: Eukaryota; Metazoa; Chordata; Actinopteri; Labriformes; Labridae. The coding region runs from base 44 to 718 and encodes 224 amino acids. The record is from RefSeq and is a predicted model, not a curated record. The transcript is spliced from 5 exons.